UUACCCGCCCUCAUAUCGUUAAAAUCCUUGACGGCGAUAUUUUUUUCUCUAUUGCAAUCAUUGCUCUUCGAAACCUCCCUCUCACUCACCAGUUCCCUAUUUGUCCCCUAAUUCCCCCGCCGGUAUAACUCGCCGGACUAAACCCCGCCGUCGCUACCUCCUUCGCUAGAUCGACACUAACCAACUCUUCAACCAACUUUCACUACUCUCUCUUCUCCUCGCCCUCGUUUUUAUUACCAGCAGAAUUUACAAGUUCAACAAGCAGACGAAGACGACAACGACUACGAAGAAGAAGAUCUGCUUUCCGUUAGGUCUUAAACGUUACCUUUAAUUUGCUUUCCCGGCUUUGAUGGUAACUACAACAUUGCUUUGUAUGGUUAAUCGGAAUAUGUUAUAUUAACAUUAAGGGAUUUGGGGGUGUGGAUGCAAUUUUAUAUGGUGUUAUUGGAAGGGAGGGCAUUAAAAAAAUUAGGUGUGGAUGGAACAUAGUUAUGGGUUUGAACAGCAUGUUGCUCAACAAAGUCGGCGUGAUAAGUUAAGGGUUCCGCAGAAUUAUUUACGAGUUGGGGAAGUAUCGAGAAAUUCUGAUGAACAAUUGAGUUUUCAUAACUCGGAGCAUUCGGGAGUUGAUUUGGAUAUUGUUAGAAUUCAAAGUUUUAACAAGGAUGCAAUUUUGCCUCAUGAUCACUCAUCUUUGCUACCUUCAGAAAUGAUAAAUUUCUCAAGAGACUCGAACGUUUUAUCGAACCAAAGGGAUAUGAUGUUGCGUCAAGAACUGGAAGACCCGGCGCAAUGCAGUAGACAAAUUGUGACAGAUAAUAGUAUUGAUUAUUGGAAAAGUUCUCAUCAAAGCUGUGAUUGGGUGGUGAACUGUGGAAGUAAUUCUUUUGGAGGUGAAAUGUUGAAUCAGGAAGUAACUGAUUCUACAGUGUAUUCACUGAAGCCAACUUGCAUUGGAUUCCCAACUUCUUCCUCUUUUAACAAUACAUCCAACCAGACAUUCAAUCAGGAUGGACAAAAACGUAUAGUAGGAGAAUUGCAUUUGCCUCCAAUUUACCAAAAUACCCUUCAGGAUGUUGUUACAUCAGCCUCUAUUCGAACUCAGGGUCUUGAAAUGACAUCCAUUGUACAGCAUAAUUUUACCGAGAUUAACCAAACUGCUGCUUGUGAAGGCAGUGCGAACGAGCUUGCUCUUCUUCCGGUAUACAGGGAUCAGCCAAAUGUGUUGCCUUAUGACAGUACUGGUUCUUGGACUGAUAGAACUUACUAUAAUUGCCGCAGCUGGAUUGGUGAAUUGGGGUCUAUUGCUAGAAAAACCGAUGAAGAGUUAAGGUCUUUUAUGAGUGAUUCCAAUCCACAAGGUCUAGCCCUGUCGUUGUCUUCGAAUCCACCGUCUAAACUGCCCACCACACAGUUUGAAGAAUCAGAGGAUUUGCAGGAAAGUAUAACUGUGUUAAAAAAUUCACAAGAAUCCAAAACAAUCAAAUCUGAGAAUUUGUGUAGAUUACCAAAGCCUACAUCUAUUGGAACUAAAAAUUAUGGGAAAUCUUUGCAAGAUGUGAUGGGAGUUCCUGUGAAUCCAUAUAGAAAUACAGGUCCUCUUGGCCCCUUUACUGGGUAUGCAACUAUUUUAAAGAGUUCAAAAUUCUUAAAACCUGCCCAACUGCUGUUGGAUGAAUUUUGUGGCUCAAAUGGUCAUAGGUUUGUCCUACCAUGUGAGGUAUUUGAGAAGACACCCGGGGAAGUUGGUGUCUCAACGGUUUUUAAUGCAUUUAGAAAUGAGGUUGUGAAGGAAAGUAGUUCGUGUGCAGACGCCUCUACAUUCUGCGGCUCAAACGAAUCAAAUAUUAGUGGAGUUGGAAGCAUCUCUUCUGAAUCUCAUCAACCGGAGUAUCAGCAAAAGAAAGCAAAACUUCUAUAUAUGCUCGAGGAGGUUUGCAGAAGAUACAAACAAUAUCAUCAACAAAUGCAAAUGGUAGUUUCAUCCUUCGAAUCAGUAGCUGGUCUUAGUUCCGCAACACCCUACAUUUCCCUGGCGCUGAAGACAGUCUCAAGACACUUCCGGUCUCUAAAGAAUGCCAUCUCUGAACAACUGAAGUAUCUGAGGAAGGUACUUGGUGAGGAUUUGUCAUCCCCUUCUGCUGGGACAAGCGGCAGCAAAGGCGAUGCAAAUUCAACUAGGUUGAAAUAUAUGGAACAGAGCUUCCAAAAGCACAAAUCUGGCAUUGUCAAUAUUGGAUUCCUCGAAUCCCAAAAUGCAUGGAGGCCACAGAGAGGUUUGCCUGAACGUGCCGUAGCAAUCCUUAGAGCAUGGCUCUUCGAGCAUUUUCUUCACCCAUACCCCACAGACACAGAUAAACACAUGUUGGCCACUCAAACAGGCCUAUCUCGAAACCAGGUGUCUAAUUGGUUCAUAAAUGCUCGAGUGCGGGUGUGGAAGCCAAUGGUUGAAGAGAUACACAUGCUAGAAACCAAGGGCAUGGAAGAAACGAACAACAGAAGCCAUGGUACGAGAGAUGGAAGUUCUACAUUAGAAAACACAGCCGGUUGGACCAGUAACGAACACCAGCCUCUAAAAAACCAGGGUGUUGUAAAUGAGAUGUCUAGUCAUCAUUUGCAGUGCUUUGGGGUAGAUUCCACCAGUGGCGACCAAAAUGGACUCGGCAGCAGCGCCCAACAGUGGGAUCAAGGCAAACAAUCAAAAUUGGACAAUGGGAUUCAGUCCAACAUGGAAAGAGAACUGAUGGGGUUCAUGCCAUAUCAAGCCAGUGCAGCCGAGGUUGGAGGACUCGGAGCUGUCUCUCUAACAUUAGGCCUUCGCCACAGAGUCGAGAGUGCACACCAUCAACAGCAACGGCAUCAAUUGCAGCAACAAGAUGACCAACUAAUUCGCCACUAUGGAAGCGAAAUGAUCCAUGAUUUUGUGGGGUAAUUUGGCUCACCAACCAACUUUUCAUGAUAAAAAGCAGAAGAAAGGGACUAAUCAUUCGCACGCAUGGAAUUGAUGGACGAAGCCAUAGUUUAACAUAUCAUUCCUAUUGAUCCAUACUAACAAUCAGCCCACAAAUAUCCGUUGGUUUCAAGAAUGGAAAAUUGGGCUAUCACUGUUUAAGAGAGAAGAGACAAAUUAUAAUAUUUAAUUGGUGGGAGGGCGGGGACAAGAUGUAGGAAAGUUAGAUUUGUCGGUGGGUUGUUUAAAAAUACUGUUGGGUAUUUAGCUGAACAAUGGAAAACAACGGAAAUGUAGAAUAGUUGGAUUAUUUUUAAAUGAAGAUUUAUCUUUCUUGUGAACA
This is a messenger RNA of Cucumis melo (muskmelon), 3293 nucleotides long. RefSeq names its product homeobox protein BEL1 homolog. The coding region runs from base 479 to 2932 and encodes 817 amino acids. The transcript is spliced from 5 exons. NCBI's taxonomy places the organism in Eukaryota, Viridiplantae, Streptophyta, Magnoliopsida, Cucurbitales, Cucurbitaceae. The record is from RefSeq and is a predicted model, not a curated record. Gene Ontology annotation, biological process: regulation of transcription by RNA polymerase II. Gene Ontology annotation, molecular function: DNA-binding transcription factor activity, RNA polymerase II-specific; RNA polymerase II cis-regulatory region sequence-specific DNA binding.